GCAGAGGUUGACUGUUGGACAGAAAGGCAACGGACAGAUGCUCCUCACAACGCACAGCAGAGACUUCUCCAUAGAGACCAGUCAGGCAGGAGAUACUGGAGGCUAAAGCGGCUGGACAGUGGAUGAACUGACUAGACUGGACAAUGAUCAGAGCACACGCAGGAAAUCAGAAUAGUGAUCCUCGGUAUUUAAGGAGAGUUACAGCAGCCUUGGAGUAGCACUAGGCAGUAAGAGCUGGAGUCGGAGCAGUCUGUUCUCUACGAGUCUACAGUAAGCCCAGUUACACAAAUAAGGGGACAUCACCUGUUGCAGUGUGGGUCUAGGGUAACUUUGAUGUGUGUUAUACGCUGUGGAACACUGAGACAUAGAGAUGACUGGAGCCCUCCUGUCUGGGCUUCUGCUCUGUUGCAUAGUGGUGCUGUGUGAAUGUGAGCCAACACAACCGGGGCCAGACAAAGGAGAGAUGGACUCAGGUGAGGGCAGUCUGGUCCAUCAAACAUCAGACUGGGUGUUCCAGCUGGUCAACGUAUCCCUGGACCUCUCCCAGGCAGAGAGCUUCUGCAGCGGCCAGUUCAGCUCCCUCACCACCCUGGGCCAGCCUGAAGAUGAGGAGGGAACCCUGGCGCUCCAGAGGCGGGCAGGCCUGCAUGGACCCAUGUGGGUCAGGGACCCCAACAGACCAAUGAGCAGGCCUCUGGCACUAGCCAAACAGUACAUGCUCUUCCAAGCCCUGAACUUUCCCAGGGAUUCUCAGGAGGGCUACGGUCGUGUCAACAUGAUGUUCCCGGCCCUGCCAGCGGUGAGCGUGUGUGUCCGCGUGCAGUGGGACCCCCAGUGGGACCAGGUGUCCACCAUGUACUCCUACGCCGCACCUGUCUUCACCAAUGAGUUCCAACUGCGCGGGCAGGUGGACAGAACAGGACGCAUACUGCUGGCGCUCAUUGUCCACGGGCAGCACUUCCCCUACAAGGCCUCCUUCCUCAACGAUGGGGCCUGGCACCACCUCUGUGUUACUUGGCGCAAGGCUGACGGCCACUGGGCCAUUUAUGUGGACGGGGAGAGAGGGGCCAUGGGCUCCAGGACUAACACCCCCAGGGACAUACAUGGAGAGGGCAUACUUAUCCUGGGGCAGGACCAGGACUCAUUUGGAGGGAACUUCACUGAACCCUUCGUAGGGAAUAUCACAGAUCUGAAUGUCUGGGACACAUCCUUGGAGCAGAGGCAGUUCCGUGCCCUGGACGGCUGCUCACCUUUGACCCAGAAAGCUAUCUUUACCUGGAGUAUUGAUAAUAUGACCCGUCACCCAGUGGUAAAAGAGGUGUCAGCCAAUCUGUUCUGCCCAGGGGUCCACAGGCAGAGGGAGAUGCAGGGCUGCAGGGCUCUAGAGGGCUGGUCUAGCCAACAGCUCCCCUUGUACAGCUCUGCAGGCUGCUCCACCACACUCCCCUUCAUCUGCAGGACCAGCAGGGAGCGCUAUGUUAAGAUGAAGGGGUUGAGUGAGUUACAGAGCUCCCAUCCCAGUCCCUUCAUGAACCUCCUCAUGCAGCUCUCCAAUGGAACCCAGGGUGUGGAGGGUGUGAUUGGGGAGCAGUCAGGGGGUCAGAUGAGCUGGGGUCAGGUGUCCAGUCUGCUCAACAUGUCCAGGCAGGCCCUGGAAGACACCAAAGAGGGGCUGCAGCCUAGAGACAUGCUGUCCCUGGUCCAACUGCUAGUGCGGGCUGCAGACGUGCCCACAGACAUGGCCACGGAGGGGAACCACAGCUGGGCCACCAACAGCGCUGGGGAGCUCAGCCACACCUUCAUCACUGUGGCUGACAGCAUCAUCAGCCAGGACAACGUCCCCAAGUGGCAGGCCAUCAAACAGGUGGUGAGUGGACCGAUGACUGUGGUCAGGAGUAUUGACCGCAUGGUGACCAGUCUGAGCACUCGGCUGAUGGCAGAAACCGACCAUCUGCUCAUUCACAGCUCCAGCAUCAAGCUGGAGGUCCAGCAGCAGAGUCUGGGAGAGGAAUCCAGUGGGUCUAAGUUCUGUGGGCCAGUGGUGGACAGCAACACCAACAUAGACUGCAUCUCAGUCCCCACACAGAACAUGCAGGAUCUCCAUGACAACGGCUUCCAGAUGGUGACUGUGGUAAACACGUGGUACAGUUCCCUGCGGCCUCUCUUCAACUCAGAGGAGAACAUCACCAUGUUUCCCAUCGUCACCGAUGGCAUCCAGAGGUACCUGGGCACCAUCCUGGGCUCUUCUGUCAUCUCUACUACAGUCCUGAUUGACGGACAGCCUGUCAGCAUGGCUGUACGCUUCCAGCUCCAACACAGAGCUCAGAAUCCUGUAGGGACCGUGUAUGACCCAGUCUGUGCAUUCUGGGACUUUGAUCUGAUGCCAGAGGCAGGGGGGUGGUGGUCUACUAGAGGAUGUGAGGUCAUCUCUAAACAAUACGACUCCACUGUCUGCUUCUGCAACCACACCACCAACUUUGCCCUGCUGAUGCAAGUCUAUGAAGUCCAGAGGAGUCCAGAGAAUGAAAAAGCCCUCCAGGUGAUGACGUUCAUUGGCUGUGGAGUGUCCCUGUGUGGCCUACUCUUCACCUUCAUCCUCUUCAUUGCUUUAGGAGUUCCUAAGUCUGACCGCACCACUGUCCAUAAGAACCUGAUCGUGGCUCUGGGAAUAGCUGAGCUGCUGCUAAUGUGCAGUGACUGGGCCUCUGCUAACGAGGGGGCGUGUCUGGUGGUGACGGCCCUGCUGCACUUUUUCUUCAUGGCCUCCUUCUCCUGGAUGCUGGUGGAGGGGCUGCUGCUGUGGAGUAAGGUGGUGUCUGUCAACAUCAGCGAGGACCGGAGGAUGAAGAUGUACUAUUCCAUCGGCUGGGGUCUACCUGUUGUGAUUGUUGGUGUAACCUUGACGAUAUCCUUGGACAAGUACAAAGCAGACAAUCACUGCUGGCUCAAUGUGGAGACUGAUAUGAUUUGGGCUUUUGUGGGACCUGUUCUAUUUAUCUUGGUUGUCAAUGCAGUGGUGCUUUGCCGGGUAGUCAUAGUGACAGUGUCCAGCGCUCGUCGUCGCGCAAAGAUGCUCACUCCCAGUUCGGCAUCUAAACUCCAUACCUUCGACCUGACCUGGGCUGUGACGCGACCAGUCCUUAUUCUACUGCCAGUGCUAGGCCUUACCUGGCUGUGUGGAGUCCUGGUGCACCUAUCCAUGAUGGUGGCCUAUGUCUUCAUCGCUCUCAAUGCUUUCCAGGGCCUGUACAUAUUCCUGGUGUAUGCGGUUUACAAUAGUGAGGUGAGGAAUGCCAUAAAGAGGAUCAAAGAGAAGAGGAAAGCCUUGUCUUUCACGAACUGUUCCCAGCCAAUCAGCUUUCUGCCGUCCCAGAGGGGUCCAGCCCAGACGUGGACCCACAGUCUGCCACCUCCCUCCAGCCCAGAGACCAGCGACAUCUCAGGCCCCGGCAGCACCACCUCCACCUCACUGGUCAUCAAGAGAGAGAGUUUUGGAAAAGAAAGUAGUUUCUCCUUGAAACCUGCAUCAGGAAACCAGGUGGUUCAACUGACUGCUUUCAAGCCCUCAGGCUGCUGAUGGAAUGUUUGGAAUUGGACACAAAGGCACAUUUAUCAUACAACCUGGUGGGAAGAAAGCGGAAUUGCACAGUGAAUACCACAAACAGAUACACACAAUAGAUGCAUCCUCUCUCAUACAAAUAUUGUAGAUGAUGUAAAUAGACACACACUCAAAAACUGCACGUAUAGAAUACACACACACACACACACACACACACACACACACACACACACACAUAUAUAUAUAUAUAUACACCCCACAUACAGAAUGAAAGACUCAAAGAUGUGCACACACACACACACACAGAGCGUGUGAAGCAGGAAGCGUUUUUUUUAGGGCGACAGCUCCUCCUCCACCACAGUGUCCCAUUCCCAGGGUCAGAAACCAUCUGCUGUUUAGGAAAUCGCUGUUCCAGAGAGGCAACACAACAUUUGUCGUGUGCAUACAGACCUCAGUUUCAUUCUCUUUUGCUGAGUGGCUUAUCACACCUUCAGUCUUUUUUUUACAGUCAUCUUUUUGUGUAUGUGUCGUUUUGGUUUUUACAGACAUAACUAGACAGUAGACGUUACGGUUUUUACAGACAUAACUAGACAGUAGACGUUACUGUUUUUACAGACGUAACUAGACAGUAGACGUUACGGUUUUUACAGACAUAACUAGACAGUAGACGUUACUGUUUUUACAGACAUAACUAAACAGUAGAUGUUACUGUUUUUACAGACAUAACUAGACAGUAGACGUUACUGUUUUUACAGACAUAACUAGACAGUAGACGUUACUGUUUUUACAGACAUAACUAAAUAGUAGACGUUACUGUUUUUACAGACGUAACUAGACAGUAGACGUUACUGUUUUUACAGACAUAACUAGACAGUAGACGUUACUGUUUUUACAGACAUAACUAGACAGUAGACGUUACUGUUUUUACAGACAUAACUAGACAGUAGACGUUACUGUUUUUACAGACAUAACUAGACAGUAGACGUUACUGUUUUUACAGACAUAACUAGACAGUAGACAUGACUGUUUUUACAGACAUAACUAGGCAGUAGACAUGACUGUUUUUACAGACAUAACUAGACAGUAGACAUUACUGUUUUUACAGACAUAACUAGACAGUAGACAUGACUGUUUUUACAGACAUAACUAGACAGUAGACUUUACUGUUUUUACAGACAUAACUAGACAGUAGAUGUUACUGUUUUUACAGACAUAACUAGACAGUAGACAUUACUGUUUUUACAGACAUAACUA
Messenger RNA from Oncorhynchus tshawytscha (Chinook salmon), 4813 nucleotides. RefSeq names its product adhesion G protein-coupled receptor D2 (gene adgrd2). Gene Ontology annotation, biological process: cell surface receptor signaling pathway; adenylate cyclase-activating G protein-coupled receptor signaling pathway. Lineage: Eukaryota; Metazoa; Chordata; Actinopteri; Salmoniformes; Salmonidae. Gene Ontology annotation, cellular component: membrane. Gene Ontology annotation, molecular function: G protein-coupled receptor activity. The transcript is spliced from 26 exons. The record is from RefSeq and is a predicted model, not a curated record. Bases 371 to 3577 code for a protein of 1068 amino acids.